CGUCGACUGUCAUGUGAUCGGCUGUGUCCAAUCACAGCUGAUCGCAUGGAACAUGUACACAGAUCAUCAGGGCACUGAUGAUCAGUGUGCCCUGAUGAUCAGUGUAGCUCCAUCAGCGCCACCUGUCAGUGCCCAUCAAUGCCACAUCAGUGCCUACCAGUGCACAUUAGUGCCACAUAUCAGUGCCCAUCUGAGCUGCCUUUCAGUGACACCUAUCAGUGCCAGUCAGUGCCUCCUUUCAGUGCCGCCUUUCAGUGCCCAGUGAUGCCUGUCAAUGCCCAUCAGUGCCACCUACCAGUGCCUCCUCAUCAGUGCCGCCUAUCAGUGCCCAUUACUG
Molecule: messenger RNA, 337 nt
Organism: Staurois parvus
Lineage: Eukaryota; Metazoa; Chordata; Amphibia; Anura; Ranidae
Source: the annotation of a GenBank genome assembly